UGUGUUUGCACCUUAUCCACUCUUGUCUCUCCUACUCUUCGGACAAUUUCAGCAUUCCACACGCAGCAUUCUUCGGGUAGCGUUCUUCACUCCGCUUUGACUGCUCCCUCGUUGGCUGAUCAUGUGACAUCGCUCCACACUUAGUCCAAUUCUCAAUCAACCAUUUUAAGUUCCCCUGAAACUGCGUAGCCCGUCCUAGCAUACCGUACCGCGCGGCAUGAUGCUACAUGCUUCCAGCAAUCCACGACAUCUUGAUCAUAGAAGCAAUCUUACAAAUUCCUGGAUCGCACACAGCAUAGACGCCGCAGAAAACCCGCCGAAGCUUGUCUCCUCGUCUCCAGCAAUGGCCUUCGCUGGUGUCGUGUCUUGCGCUGCGAUCGGCGACAAGUCCUCGUCGUCGCCAGGCGACGGUUAUGAUCAGGCGAUCAUGGGCGAUCACUGUGCGACAUUCGCAUCGGGGACUUCGCUAUCCGCCAAGCGGCAGCCGAUCAUCGAUAUCAACCACCCUCCCGUGUCGCCUGCACAUGAGCCAUUCCAAGCACCCGCAAGCUCCUAUUUCCACGCUGAUGAGCUCGCAGUUAAGGCUCUGCGCUCCCCGGCCCUGCAGGGUCCGUGCUCCCCCGCGCCGCAAGCCGUUCUCCCGCACUCGCUCCGGCACAAGCCCGUCGGGUGGAUGUCGAAACUUGGAUUCAUCGUUCCUGCUGGAGCGAGCUUCCACGGGCCGUACAUUCACGAGCAGGACCAGAGCCAUCAUGAUCAUCGUGAUCAUCAGCCGUUGAAACAUAAGAAGCAUCCUGAUCAGCAGCAUCAUCAGCGUCAGCACCAGCAGCAGCUGCACGGGGAGCGGCAGGCGUAUCACCAAGCUCACCGCGCGAAUCACGAGCAGGAGUCGCAGCACGUGCACGAAUCUGAGGACGGCAAGGAUGCGGAUGAGGACGGAUCGGACGGCUACGAUUCGAUGGAGCCCGAAUCGAACGAGCGGGACGACGCGGUGUGCUCUGGCGGGAGGGUGAAGACCUGCGCGCAUUGCGGCACGUCCAAAACUCCCCUCUGGCGCAACGGCCCCCCCGGACCCAAGUCGCUGUGCAAUGCGUGCGGCAUUCGCUUCAACAAGAUCCGCAGCGGCAAGCGCAAGGCGUCCCCGAAAGAGGCAGCCAUGAUGCGCGAAUACGAAACCGUCAACCCGUCCUACUCCUCCAAGGCCGCGCUUGCCUUCUCCCCUUCCGCCGCCAAGCCUCUCCCCUUCUCGCCGGUACAUAAGGCGCGCUCGAAACUGCCACGUGUCCACAUGAGCGCGUUUCACGCUGCUUCAGGCAGUGCGGCCGACACCAGCAGCGACAGCGGCUCUCAGGAGAGCGAGUGCGGGAGCCCGAAAUCGAGGUCUUGCGCGUCGCCUACUCCUUCCACUCCGACGCCCUCUUCGUGCUUAGCUAAGCAUCAUGCGCACUUAGCCAAGAAGCAGCGCAAAACGUCUCCUCUUGGGGAAGCUUCUGACGCAGAUGUAGAUAGUACGGGCGGAAGCUGCCUAAGCCUUCAAGGGGGAGCGAUACGAUUCGAUGCCGUGCACAUGUCUGCUGGUACUGUGCCCAAUACCGAGCCUGCUUAUAACGAAGCAUCUCCUGGCAACCGAAGCUGCUUUCUACCUGCUAUUGCGAACCUGAACGGAGCGAGCCCGGCAUUCGCUAACGGCCGAGAGGAAGGACGAGGGCAGGAAGCGUCGAGUGCGGACGCAAGUCUCCGCAUCCUGGGGAAAAGGCUGCGGAAGGAGGGGAAGGAGCGGAAGGCGGACGAGGAUGACGUCAUGCUUGGUGCGCGGCUGCUAUUCUCGCUCUUCGCGGGAGCCGGCGUAUGACGAGUGAACGUCGGAGACGUCGUCGUCACGUCACCCUGGUUCCAUUACCUGUCGCGGGUUGCGCGGUUCUUGCUAUUACGACGGAAAAAAAAAAAAGGAGCGCAACUCAGAGCGUGCGUGGAAGAGUUGCGUGCGGGAGAAGGAACCGCAUGGCGUGGGAAGUGUGGAGGCGGACGAAGAACCCCUUCCGCGCCCGAUGUGUCGAACAGGAGGGCACCACCAACAGUCUGAGGCGCAAACAAAAUCGCGAGGCGGAGGAGCCUGGCGGUACCGCUGCGCAACUGGAGAGCGACCCGCGGAAAAAUGUGGGGGAGUUUGCACAUUGGGGGAAACUAGUGGUUCUCCAGCGCUGCACAGCUGGAAGGGAUCUGAAAUUUCUGUUUGAGAAUCUCUGUCUGGGACAAACAGGAAAUUUCUCUCCCCCGAGGCCCGAAGACUUUCCCCCUCCGUGCUGAAACUGCGGAAGGGAGGGGCAGUGGUUGGGGCGUGGUGCGGAUUGGUGAAAAAUUAGGCGAAUAAAAUAAAUUAGGGGUUCUGAUUUGUGUAUAUAUUCUGUACAGUGAUAUACUUCAU
This is a messenger RNA of Closterium sp. NIES-67, 2425 nucleotides long. The record is from the annotation of a GenBank genome assembly. NCBI's taxonomy places the organism in Eukaryota, Viridiplantae, Streptophyta, Zygnematophyceae, Desmidiales, Closteriaceae.